UUAUCAUACGAACGCCAAAGUACAAAGCAAUCGUCGCUUGGUACACCAUCAGCUGAUCGCACCUAACUAUAACUGACAGUGUGCGUCAAGUUUGCUCGCUCUGACGAUCUUGGUGAGUUGAUAUGGUAUGUUUGCUACAAACGUGAAAUCAAUUUGCACAUACCCACAUAUAAACAUUCAACAUGAAUGAUUCCUUCUUGGAAGAACUAGAGCUGAUACCAAAAGACUCGAAGAAGACGACCCACCAGCAAGCAGAUCGUCAUGUAACUACCAGACAUGCCACUUCGUCUCCACUGCUUAACUUUUCGGAACAGGAUAGAAGGGACGAUACUUUGCGAGCACAUAAGGAACGUUCAAUUGAAACAAUCUCCAAUAUACCAGAUAUAAGGAUCGUAAGUACUAAAGAUCCUUCCUUGAAAGAUCCUAAGAAACCGUUUGAUCGAAAUGUUAAAAAACAUUCCGUGAGUAUAAAAACACUGGAGAAAAAUGAGAAGUCUGUAGAAAGUAAGGGAAAGCUUGUGGAUGUGAGAGUAAAAGUGGACAAUAACAAACAGCAGAACAUCAGCGGAGACCACAAAAUAAAAUUACAAGAAACAAGACACCUUAAAGUGCCUGAAAACAAAAUUGUUAACAGAGAUCGUAAUUGGCGUUCUGGAUCGCACAAGGAGAACUCUCAUUUGCUAAAUACUUCUAUUAAAGAGAAUAGAUGUUCCCCUGAUUCUUCCAAUAAUCAUUCCUCAGAUGUUUCUAGUAAGGAGAAUAGCCGUCCUUCUGAUUCUUCCAGAGAGACUGGUUUUGUUAAUUCGAAGAAAGAGAAAGAGAGAUUGCCGGAUAAAGUGAAAAGAUCGGGUUUUACAGUACAAGAACAAGACCCGGUUGGCUUACUUACAGCAAUCAAAGAAUUGAUAAGCACGUACACCAAGCAAGAAAGUACAAAGAUUUUACGUGCUAUGCAAGAAUUACACAUAAAUUCUCAAGCAACUUUGAUAAAAAAUCUGCUGAAUCAAACGAACGAUCUGAUUAAAGAAGUCAAUCCCGGUAAGGAUUCUGCUAGAAUAAGUUUUCUGAUUGAGGAGAAUGAGCAAUUGAAACAAGAAUUGAUUACUCUGCAAGUGCGAACUGAGGAUCUACAAAAUAAGUUAGAGGAGUUUGAAUCCUUGAAACAAGAAAAUGCGGCCUUGAAAUUGAAAUGUCACGAAUGAUCACAAACAUAGAAUCAUAUUAAAUAUCGGAUUAAAAAGUUAAUUACGUUUUUUUUGCAUAAAACAUUAGUAACCAUGUUCAGGAUGCCUUUUAGUUGCUUAACUUUUGUAAGAAGUGCACAUUGCAAGACUGAGCAAAAUAUUCCUCGUUUGAGAGCUGCCAAAAGAGAUUACAAUUAUAAGCAGUUAAUAUUUUUGCAUUUAGUUUUAUAUAAUGUAUUCAUGAUAAAACAACAGUAAUCAUUCGUUAUCAUUUAACUAUUAAUACAUUGUAUAAUGAAAAUAUUUACUUAUUAAAACUUGAUAUUACUAUUAUUGAAAUAACUUAUUUUUUUACUAAAAUGUCGUUAUAUGUAUAAAAGUAUAUGCCAUAAUAUACGAGCACUAGCUUAAGAAUAAAAAUUUUGAGUAUUUCUUAUAAUAAAACAUUUAACAAAAUUUAUAU
Ooceraea biroi (clonal raider ant) is the source of this 1647-nucleotide messenger RNA. RefSeq lists its product as uncharacterized. Lineage: Eukaryota; Metazoa; Arthropoda; Insecta; Hymenoptera; Formicidae. The record is from RefSeq and is a predicted model, not a curated record.